CCGGCCUGGCGCUCUCUGGGCGCCUCCAGCUCGCGGGCUCCUGCCUUGGCCGGUCCCGGCUGUGAGCGGAGAUGGCAUCUGAGGCAGAGUGCUGUCCUCUGGGUGUGUUCAAGUGCCAGCUCUGUUCUGUGACAGCUCCAUACAGCUAUGUGGGGCAGAAGCCCCCCAACACCCAGGCUGUUGUCCUGCUGGAAGAGAGCUACGUCAUGAAGGACCCCUUCACUUCAGGCACAGACAGAUUCCUGGUCCUUGGGUCCCGGUGCAGCUUGUGCAGCAGGCUGGUGUGUGUGGGUCCGGAGUGCAGCUUGUUCUACAGCAGGAGGUUCUGCCUCCCUUGUGUCCAGGACAACAUCAGUGCCUUCCCGCGGGAAAUCCAGCAAGACGUGGAGAAAAGGAAAGGUCCUAAGCGGCCCUCCAGCCAGCCCUGUCCUUGAACGUGAGUGCAGUCUGUGCCACGUGGGCAGCAGUCUCCUGUGCAGAGCUCCUGGCCUGGUAGGGAGCAGCAUCUGCAGCCCCAGGGAGUGGAGGAGCCGUGCCAGGAGGUGGAGCAGACAGCCUGUGGGUCCAGCCUGGUGCUGCGGAGCUGCCCCCAGGGCUGAGGAUUCUGAGUGAGAGGGAGACUCCCUUCAGCUUGGGUA
Marmota flaviventris (yellow-bellied marmot) is the source of this 638-nucleotide messenger RNA. The record is from RefSeq and is a predicted model, not a curated record. NCBI's taxonomy places the organism in Eukaryota, Metazoa, Chordata, Mammalia, Rodentia, Sciuridae.